Vombatus ursinus (common wombat) is the source of this 4739-nucleotide messenger RNA. It is a transcript of the gene CCDC136, whose product is annotated as coiled-coil domain containing 136. The transcript has 23 exons. Gene Ontology annotation, cellular component: acrosomal membrane. Lineage: Eukaryota; Metazoa; Chordata; Mammalia; Diprotodontia; Vombatidae. Gene Ontology annotation, biological process: acrosome assembly; single fertilization. The record is from RefSeq and is a predicted model, not a curated record.
AUGGCAGCUGGAGCACAUGACAAAGAGAACAUGUGUCUGCCAGGCAAGAUUGGGUUCCUGGCUGCCUUCUGCCCUGAUCACAGAUCUGGAACUGACAGUAUUGCCUCCGCAUCACCUUUGGUUCCCCAUUCGGUCUGGCUCAAGAGCACUACUGAGAGCUGUACUGGAAAGAUCUUCCCUCUCCAGCCCUGGAUGCAUCUCAGGGGCAGGACAAGCCUAGAGCUGAGCAGGCCAGGCAGGCAGCACAGAGUGAAAGGCCAGUGGGGGGUGGGGGGCUGGGGAGGGCUCUUUGGGACCCUGGGAAAAGACAGAGGCUAUAGCUCCCCACCCCGCACCCCACCCCAGUGGUUGCGUCAGGCUCUGCGGCUUCAUCCCUUAGCAGCACGGGCAGCGGCUGCGGCCAUGGACACAGAAGCUGGGGAUGGACCAGGAGCCGUGAGCUGGAACAGCCAUGCAGCAGGAUUUCCAGUGACCCCUGCAGGGUCCUGUGAGGGACCUGAGGGCUGUGAGAGGAAGAAAGGCCAAUGCUGGGGGUCCCUGGAGCGCUGGGGUCAGACCAUGGAUGGGGAAGUGCUGCUCCCAGCUCUGUAUGAGGAGGAGGAGGAAGAAGAAGAGGAAGAGGAAGAGGGGGAGAAAGAGGAAGAGAGAGAGAACAAGGAGCAGGACAAUGAUGUGAAGUCCCUGCAGGAAGACAAGCCUCGGGGGCUGAGCCUCACUGAGACAGAGCUGGAAGAGCUGAGGGCCCAGGUGCUACAAUUAGUGGCUGAGCUGGAAGAGACAAGGGAGCUGGCUGGACAGCACGAGGACGAUUCCCUUGAGCUACAAGGACUCCUGGAGGAUGAGCGAUUGGCCAGCGCCCAGCAGGCAGAGACCUUCACCAAGCAGAUCCAGAAACUCCAGGGUGAGCUAAGGUCCCUCAGGGAGGAGAUCUCCAUUCUGGAACACGAGAAAAACACUGAACUGAAGGACAUAGAGCAGGAGCUGCAGAUGGCCCAGGACGAGAUCCAGAGUCUGCGGCAGGCAGCAGAGGAUGCAGCGGCGGAGCAUGAGGGCGACAUAGCCACCCUGCAAGAGGACUUGUGCCGUAUGCGCUCCGAGCUCAGCGGCAUGGAGCGCAUCCGCCAAGAGUACGAGAUGGAGAUCAACUCUUUGCGGAGUGAGAUCCAGUCGAAGGACUCCGAUCAGUCCGAGAACCUGGUCCUCUCCGACGUUAGCCUGCUGCAAGAGGAAUUGCAACAGUUACGGGACCGUUGCAACCUCUUGACUGAGGAAUACCAUGCCCUGAAGAUGAGUAACAGCAGCCUGUGUGAGCAGCUAGAGGAGAUGGAAUCCUGGAAGCACUGCAGUGAGGACCAGGUGGAAAGCAGCAGAAAAACAAAGGAGGCAGAACGAUGGUUGAAACCACAGAAGAAGAUGUCGACGGCUGAAUCUCAGACUUCAGGAAUGGACAUGUUUGUGGAUCUCACGUCCUGUGAGGAGGACGAAGAGGAUGAUGACGAAGAGGAUGAUGACGAAGAGUGUGAAUGCCUUCGGCAACAGCUUCUAGUUGCUGAGGAGCAGGUGCAAAAGAUGCAGAACAAGUGUAAGGACCUGCACACUGAACUCCUAGCAUUACAGAAGGUGCAUCGGGCCAGUGAGGAUGAGGAGAAGUGCCUAAAGAGGGAGCUGAAGUUCUGCAAGGAUGAGAUGCAUCGGCUUAAAAGCUGCCAGGAUGCCCUUGUCAAAAGCCAGACCCAGGAUCUGGUGAACAAACUGUGUGGGCUGCAGAAGAAGUACCAGGAGAGCCAGUGUGAGCAGGCAAGUCUCGUGAAGGCACGAAACCAGCUGCAGAAAGAGCUUCUUGAAAGCAAGGAAGAGCAACGUAAGCUCAUGAUUAAGAGGGCAUCGCUUGCAGAAAGCCACAAAAAAGAGAAGGAGCUGAAGGCCAAGCUUGAAGAAUUACAGAAUCGGUACUGCAAAAGCCAGGAUGAAAACUGUCAGCUCUUGGAUGCACAGGAGAAGUUACAGGAGGAGCUGGAUCUUUGUGGGAUGGAGGUAGAACGCCUCAGGGCUGUGGAGGCUGCCAACCAAGAGCUUCUUGAGAAGAAUGUGGACCUGGAGGCCAGGCUGCAGGAGCUGGAGCCGCUCUACCAGGCCAGUCAGGAGGAGCAGGCCCGGCAACUCCAGAUCCAGGAGGAGCUGCAGGAGGCUCUCGACAUCUGCCAGCAGAACAUGGAGAUGCUCAAUAGCAUGCAGGCCCAGGAGAAGGACGAGUCCGUCAAGUGCGAGGACCUGGUAGCCAAACUGAAGGAACUGCAUGACCUGUACAGCUCCAGCCAGAAAGAACUGUCCCAGCUGCAGUUCGAGCAGGCCGAGCUCCUGGAGAACCAGAGGAGGAUGCAGGAGGAGCAGGGCCGGCUGCAGGAGGAGCUGCACAGGCUCACCUUCCCUGUGCCUAAACCCAACCUGCUCCAAAAGAGUCAGGAGUUGUUGGAAAAGCUGAACGAUCUGGAAGAAAUGCAGACCUGCUACCAGAACCGGCAGGAAGAGCAGAGAAAGCUGGUGGAGAGUCAGGACCAGCUCUUAAAGGAGCAAGCCCAGGUGCAAGAAGAGUUUCGACUUUUAAGGGAGAGACAGAUGGUGAAUCCAAGUCCGGACUGUGAAAAGGUGUUGCCUAGAGAUAACAGCAUCAAGUCCAGUGAGCUGUGCAGCAAGAUCCAGGAGCUGCAGGAGCUGUACCAGACCAGCAACCUGGAGCAGGAGCAGCUGCAGCAGGAGCAGGGGAGGCUGCUGGAGGAACACAAGAGGCUGCAGGAGGACCUGCAGCUCUGCCAGGAGGAGAUGCAGCUGCUGCAUUCUCUGACCCCGCAGCUGAGCUUUGACAGCAGCAGGAGCUAUCACAGGAGCUACGGUAGCAGCAGCGGCGGCAGCAGCAGCAGCGUCAGCCUCAGCAGCUGUGGCGGCCAAGAGGAGGAUUAUUGCAAUGACAACGAGAACACGGAGAUCCAGGAGGUGGUCGCCUGUGUGCUGACCAGGCUGCAGGCUGUCAAGGCCAUGUAUGUGAUCAGCCAGGAUGAGCAUGGCCAACUGCAGUUAGAUAUGAUGCAGUUACUGGUGAAGAUGGGCCAUCUUCAGGAGGAGCUCCAAGUCUGCCAGGAGGAGCUCAGGGACUGUGAGGGGAGCAAGACAGUGGAAGAAGCCCCACCUGUUGUACCCCAGAGCAGCCCUGAGGUACCUGCAGCCAGGUUUGAGCUGAGGUCUUCCUGACUCCAGCUUCAGUACCAGGCCAGCAUAGAUGAGCAGAGCCGGCUGCUCGCUGUGCAGGAACAGCUGGAGUGUCAGCUCCAGUACUGCCAGGAGGAGCUUUGGCAGCUCAAGGCUCAGAAGGCCCCUGUGCCAAAGGACAACGUGGACUGGUGCGAGAGCAGCGCCAAGAAUGUCACCAAAGUGAUGGGUAAGACAGGCUUCAAAACCGGCACGGCCAUCUGCAAGAACAGCAGUCAGAGUCAAGAGCUGGAGGUGGUUCUGUACUAUAAGGCCAGCACGAGUGAACUGGAAAGAGAGCUGGAAAGAGAGCCGGAAAGAGAGCCAGAGGAGCUGUGCGAGGCUCUCGAGGAGGAAGAGUUGCUGCUCCAGGAGACGCUGGAGGAGGAGGACCCCGAGUCAGAGGAGGAAGGGUCUGAGCCAGAGCCUGAGCCAGAGCCCGAGCCCGAGCCUGAACCCGACCCCGAGCCCGAACCCGAACCGGAGCCCGAGCCUGAGCCGGAGCCCGAGGCUGAGCCCGAACCCGAGCCUGAGCCGGAGCCAGAACCAGAGCCAGAGCCAGAGCCAGAGGAGCCAGAACCAGAGCCAGAACCGGAGCCAGAACCAGAGCCAGAACCGGAGACAGAACCAGAGCCAGAAAGUGUGCCCAUACCUAUGGACAUCGGGCAGGACGACGAACUCAUCAAGCCAGAACCCAAGGAGGGCACCCCCAUCAAGAUCUCUGAGAGCAAAAAGCCACCCCCUGACCCUGACCCGCCCCUCAUCUCCCUGCCUCGCGUAGGCCUGGUGGUCAUAUCGGCUCUACUCUGGUGCUGGUGGGCUGAGACCUCAUCCUAACACAGGUACUCGUAUUGCUUCCUCAGCAUCUGGGUGCCACAGGGGAGGUGCAGACGGUCCUGAUGACUCCCUCUUCCUUCCUCCCUCCCUCUCAGCUUCUGCUGGCUGCUCUGCUCUUACCCCUUCCUUCUGCAUGAUGCCUAGGAUUGAGCAUUAACACCCGGGCCCUAGUCCUGGCUACUCCUUAAACUGCCAGCAAAGAUGCUGUCCAUCUUUGAACCUCCUCUAAACCCCAAGAGGAAUGGAUGUGUACCUCUCAAAAAAGAGCUCAUGGUCCUCCAAUGGAAAAGCUUUUCUUAAGCCCAAUACAGUUGCCAAUUUUGUUUAACCAUCUUUUCCUACUACUGUUGAACCCAGAGCUGCCCGUUGAGUUCUCUGAAGCUCCUGCCUGGGUCUCCAAGUGUGGCCUGGACUCUGGCUGUGGUUAGCCCUGUAGCAGAUCUCCCCACCACAGCCACUGCCACCACAGAGACACCGUUUGCAUAGGCCUCUUAGCUCCCUGACAGGGCAUUCUGGGUCGGAGGCCCGAAAAGCUGGUACCCGUCUUGGUACUCGUAGUUGGGCGGUUUUCACAGCUCCUUCAAGGGAGUGGAGGCAUCACAGCUUCAUCUUUCAUUUUCUCCUAAAAAUAUUUCAGUUAGAGACACUUCACACACACA